Molecule: messenger RNA, 690 nt
Organism: Microdochium trichocladiopsis
Lineage: Eukaryota; Fungi; Ascomycota; Sordariomycetes; Xylariales; Microdochiaceae
Exons: 1
Coding region: 100-630 (176 amino acids)
Source: RefSeq, a predicted model, not a curated record
ACCCGUAGUGGCAGAGAAAAAAGAGAUCCAGGUCUGUAUGAUACAUCAAGAGACGCGGAGAUCCCUCAGGAAUAAGUGGUAUACUCUGAAGAGUACACCAUGUCCCGCCCGUCGCCAUACUUUCCGGGCCAUAUUUCAACCAUCCGUGUCCGCUCACCGGCCUUCACAAGUGGUCACAUGAUGAUAUCUCGCUCUCUUCCUCUCUAUCUUCCUCUCCUUAUCCCGUGCAGCUCAGCAGAGAUAUUGUCCAAAUUAUUCGUUCAUCGCCCCCCCCCCCUCCACCUCCUCCAAGCACAAAAGAAACCCUCCUUCAUAUCCAGGAAGCCAGACCGUCCGUCCCGUCGCCCCCGUUGGUCCCUUGGUGUCCCAUGUUUUACCACCACAGGGUCGACCACAGCUUAUCGCCAUUGCACCCCAAGUCCUCCAUCAUUGGCUCCUUGGGGUCAAAGUAGCCAAGGCCGCUUAACACUUCUAGCACAUGUCGUCGAGAUCAUAGCACCAAGCGAAGCCGUUUACGUACUUUGCUCCAGAUAUGUUGCUGGUAGCGGGCAGUCGACGAGAUCUAUCAUCCAUCUCUCUGGUGCAACGAGUUCCGCUCCACGGGUGAGUAAUCCUGGCAGGCGAGCCUGACGUGGCUGCUCUCCUUGUUCAACAGGAUGCCGGUCCCAUAUUGUAUCUUCAGUGAUUACG